CUUUAACUGAUCACAUGUUUUACAGUCAUAAAAAACGAUUGGUAUUUCAAGAUAAUUGUAUUAAUCAACAAAACACUGAUUUGCAGACAAAGAAUGAUUUGAAGAAAAACAAUUGUCAACUGAAAGAGCUAACAGAAAGAAAAGACAAAAAUGAAGAUAAUUUGAAAUCCAUUACAAAUGACAAGACAGUCAAUAGUUCUUCGAUAAGUAAUAUCCAAAAAGAUCCGAAUCUUGUGUUUCAGUGUAUAGACUGUCAGCAGAUGUUUACAACACCUAAUCUUCUGGCAGAUCAUGUGUUUUCAGAUCACAAGAAAGUUCUGUUAUUACAAGUUAUUCCCAGUUGUGAUCAACAAAUAUCUAUGAAAACGACUGACACAAGUCAACCAAUAAGAAGAAAUAUAAAUAUAAACUCAAUUAAUGACAAAAACAAUGACCAGUUAGACAAACAACGGGUAAUUCGGUCUAAACCGGGAGGAUAUAAGUGUCUGAAUAGUGAUUGUCAGCAAACAAUGCGAACACUAAAGCAGUAUCGUAAACAUCUGUCCAUUUGUAUGAUCACUUGUCCUCAAUGCCACAAGAAGUACAAAAGUCAAAAAUCCUAUGACUAUCACCAAUUGGCAGCACACGGAUCCGGUUCCGAAACGAUGUACAAAUGUGAUUACAUAGGUUGCAACUAUCAGUCGGUUUCACCGAGAUCGGUUAAAACGCAUAAAAACAGAUACCAUACUGACAGGACAUUUGUUUGUAAUAUUGACGGCUGCGGUAAGUCAUUCAAAACGAACGGUGCUCUCAAAUAUCAUCGGGAGUCACAUUCAAAACUUGAGAUCUAUGUAUGCGAUGCCGACGGCUGUUCCAAAGCGUUCAAACAUAAUUCACACUAUAAACGUCAUUUGGCCGAACACCGAUCGGAACCGACACUCAAGUGUCCUGAAAAGGAUUGUCGGCGAUUUUUUUAUACGGAUAGAGAUAUAUAUAGACAUCGUAUCGAUGAUCAUAAACGUAAAGUUAAAAAAAAUUUGAUUAGACCAUACAAACGGUGCGAUUGGCCCGGUUGUGACUAUUAUGGUAUAGAACUGAUACGGCACUCGCGUGUCCACACGGGUGAGAAAAAUUUUCAUUGUGAUUGGCCUGAAUGUGGUAAACGAUUUUCCGAGAAACAAAAACUCAAUCAUCACAUGAAUAUUCAUAACAAUGUUAAACCAUAUGCUUGUCGUUGGCCGGGAUGUGAGUACCGGUGCGCUCAUCAUUCAAAUAUUAAUAAACAUAUGAAACAAGUUCACCAUCAAUCAUCAAUGGUUGUGACAAUUGAUGACAUUUUGGAUCAGUUGUGGAAUGAAAACAAACGACUUGUCGAUGAAUUGUUGUUUGCAAACAAAUUGAAGAUAUUUUUGAUGAAAUUAUUUGACAAAUAUAAAGAAAUCAUUGAUGGAGAAGACAAACAUGAGUUUAAAUUAUUAGAAGAAGUGCUGAAUUGUAGGAUCAAAUUGAAGUCAGAAGAGGGCAAUAACACACAUAUAGUGGUGACUAAAAGAAAUACAAGAAAACAAACAGUAAGUCCACCAAUACUUGACGACAAUAAGAGAAAAGAUGACAACAAAGUGACCAAAAAAUAUAAGACAAAUGAUUUGAAAGUAAAGAAAACAAAGAAUGUCCAGAAUAUUGUCGCCAAAGAACUGAAACCAUGGUUUAGAUCUAAUAGAUAUCACUGUCUGAAUAGCGAUUGUCAGAAGACAUUCACUACAAUUCGCAACUAUAAGAAACAUCAGAAGACAUGUAUAGUAAAGUGUGGAUUGUGUCACAAGAAGUACAGAUGUCAACAAUCAUAUGUUUACCAUCAGAUGAGAGCACAUGAUAUCAAAUCAGAGUUUAUGUUCAAAUGUGAUUACGAUGGCUGUGACUAUCGGUCGCCCAAAGAGUAUAUGUUACGCAAACAUAUGGUUAAACACUCGAUUGACAGGCCGUUUGUCUGCAAUAUCGACGGCUGCGGUAAGUCAUUCAAAACCAGUCACACUCUUGAUAUCCAUCGACAGAUCCAUUCGGAACAGCUUUACAUAUGCAAUGUCGACGGCUGUGAGAAACGAUUCAAACAUAAAUCAGCGCACAGUCGUCAUUUGGCCGAACAUAAGUCGGAACCGACGCUUUGUUGUCCAGAAAAAAAUUGUUGGCAACUGUUUUACUCGGAUAUUGCCAUUAAGAGACAUCGCAUUGAUGUCCAUAAGCGCAAGUUUGGCAUUAGUCGGGAAAAACGAUACAAACGAUGCGAUUGGCCCGGUUGUGACUACUAUGGACCGUCAGUGAUGCGCCACAAGAUUGUCCACACGGGUCAGAAAAAUUAUCAAUGUUUUUGGCCACAGUGUGACAAACGCUUUGCCGAAAAGUGUAAACUUGAUGAACAUAUGAAUAUCCACAAUAAUGUUAAACCGUUUGAGUGUCGGUGGCCAGGGUGUGACUACCGAAGCGCCAGUCAUUCAAACAUUUGGAAACAUCAGAAACAAGUGCACCAAAAAUAGUGAAUAAUAAUAAUAAUAAUAAUAAUUGAUAUGAAUUACUGUUUUUUAUUUAAAAUAUUUAUUUUACAAUUAUUGUGUGAAUAUAAUUUUAUU
This is a messenger RNA of Oppia nitens, 2603 nucleotides long. RefSeq names its product zinc finger protein 91-like. The coding region runs from base 15 to 2510 and encodes 831 amino acids. The record is from RefSeq and is a predicted model, not a curated record. The transcript has 2 exons. NCBI's taxonomy places the organism in Eukaryota, Metazoa, Arthropoda, Arachnida, Sarcoptiformes, Oppiidae.